AUGAUUACUAAUGAUAAAUCUAACCUUAAAUCAAAAAAAGAGGGGAAGAAGAAUUUAGAAGAUAUAGAAAAAAUCGAAGAUCUUAUUAAUGAAAGCAGUUUUAGUUUGCAAAGUAAUAUAACUAUUCAAUCAACAGCAGAAGAAGGUUAUGCAAUUUCACAAGUUUAUCUUGCUAAAUGUUAUUAUAAUGGAUAUGGAAUCAAAUGUGAUAAAAAACUGUCAUUUAAAUGGUAUCAGAAAUCUGUAGAAAAUGGAAGUAUAAUAGGAAAAUUUUAUCUAGGACAUUGCUAUGAAUAUGGUAUCGGUACUCAACAAAAUGAAAAGAAAGCAGUUUAUUGGUAUUACAAAUCAGCUAUUAAUGGAAAUAUUAUUGCAAAACUUCACUUAGCAGAAUGCUUAAAAUUAGGAAAAGGAAUUGAAAAAAAUGAGAAACAAGCCUUUAAGUAUUAUAAAAUUUUGGCAGAAAAGGAAAUUUCUGAUGCACAAUAUCAAUUAGGAAAUUGUUUUUAUAAUGGAAUUGGAACAAGUAUAGAUAAAAAUAAAGCUGUAUAUUGGUAUAAAAAUGCUGCAAAGAAUG
This is a messenger RNA of Funneliformis geosporum, 577 nucleotides long. NCBI's taxonomy places the organism in Eukaryota, Fungi, Glomeromycota, Glomeromycetes, Glomerales, Glomeraceae. The record is from the annotation of a GenBank genome assembly.